UUGCCUGCAAACGGCAUCGGCGUCAUACCGCACUCAGUUCUGUCAAAGGGAGUUCUGGCUGGAAAGCACAAGCCCGGUCACCAAUUCGCUCCCGACGAUGAGCGCAGGCUUUUCAGUUUCUUCCGCGGUCAUGACUUUGAACAGGUUUACGAGGUCGCGCAGCAUCUCGAUUGCUGGGCGCGUGACAACGGCAGAGACAUUGUACAGCUCGCCAUCGCAUGGGUGCUUGCGAACCCUGCCGUAUCCUCCGCGCUUGUCGGCGCCAAGUCACCCGAGCAGGUCUAUCACAACGCGAAAGGCGCGGAUUGGGUCUUGACCGCAAACGACUUACAGGAGAUCGAAGAGCUGAUGAACGGCUACAGGAUGACCUGGAUAAAAGACGAAGAUUAG
This is a messenger RNA of Geodia barretti, 390 nucleotides long. NCBI's taxonomy places the organism in Eukaryota, Metazoa, Porifera, Demospongiae, Tetractinellida, Geodiidae. The record is from the annotation of a GenBank genome assembly.